ACUUCGUUUUCUUUUCUCCAGCUGGACUGUGGACCUUCAAUCUCCUACUUUUAAUCUUAUUUAUUUGUAGCUGACUUUGUUUUAGAAGUUCUAUUUUGUUUUAUUGAUUAUCCUCAUAUUCUGUUUUACUUCACACUCUAAGCUUCACAAUGAUGUCAACUCGCUCUCCACUGAAAGCCAAGAAUGAAAACGCCGUUUCUGCAAAAUUGAGUAGCAUGUCCUUGGUGGACAAAGAAAACACGCCACCCAGUCUGAGCUCCACCAGAAUCCUGGCGUCUAAAACGGCGCGCAAAAUCUUUGACGAUUCAGAGGACCAGACAAAAGCUAGAAAAAGGGCUGUGGAGGAGGAGCCCCUUCUGAAGGACAACCCCCACCGCUUUGUCAUUUUUCCAAUUCAGUACCAUGACAUCUGGCAGAUGUACAAGAAGGCAGAGGCCUCCUUCUGGACUGCAGAGGAGGUUGACCUGUCCAAAGAUCUUCAGCACUGGGAUUCCCUGAAAGACGAGGAGAGAUAUUUCAUCUCUCAUGUUUUGGCUUUCUUUGCUGCAAGUGAUGGCAUUGUCAAUGAGAACUUGGUGGAGCGAUUUACUCAGGAGGUCCAAGUGACUGAAGCCCGUUGCUUCUACGGUUUCCAGAUUGCCAUGGAAAACAUACACUCUGAAAUGUACAGUCUGUUGAUUGACACCUACAUCAAAGAUCCCAAAGAGAGAGAAUUUCUUUUCAAUGCCAUUGAGACGAUGCCUUGCGUAAAGACAAAGGCUGAUUGGGCGCUUAACUGGAUUGGUGACAAAAAUACACAAUACGGGGAGAGAGUGGUGGCUUUUGCUGCUGUAGAAGGAAUCUUCUUUUCUGGGUCUUUUGCUUCUAUUUUCUGGCUAAAGAAGAGAGGACUCAUGCCUGGACUCACCUUCUCCAAUGAACUUAUCAGCAGAGAUGAGGGUCUUCAUUGUGACUUUGCCUGCCUCAUGUUCAAGCACUUGGUCAACAAACCUUCAGAAGAAACUGUAAAGAAAAUCAUCAUGAACGCAGUUGCAAUUGAACAGGAAUUCCUGACUGAUGCUCUGCCAGUAAAGCUAAUUGGUAUGAACUGUGACCUGAUGAAGCAAUACAUCGAGUUUGUGGCUGACAGACUUCUGCUUGAGCUGGGAUUUGACAAGGUCUAUAAAGUGGAAAAUCCUUUUGACUUCAUGGAGAAUAUUUCCUUGGAGGGCAAGACCAACUUUUUUGAGAAGCGAGUAGGCGAGUACCAGCGGAUGGGAGUCAUGUCCGGACCCACAGAUAACACUUUCAGACUGGAUGCUGAUUUUUAGAGACUCAGAGUGCCUGAAUGGACACUUAUAAACUCUUUGGACUCAGGAGUUUCAACCUCACUAAUUUCUACAUCGUUUACACAAGAUUCUUUUUUUUUUUUGAUACUUUGCUUUGUUUUAAUGAUCAAUACUAAAAUGCCUUUAUUUUUUAAAUGAUUAAAAAAAAAAAGUCUA
This is a messenger RNA of Cyprinus carpio (common carp), 1484 nucleotides long. RefSeq names its product ribonucleoside-diphosphate reductase subunit M2. Gene Ontology annotation, cellular component: cytosol. The record is from RefSeq and is a predicted model, not a curated record. Lineage: Eukaryota; Metazoa; Chordata; Actinopteri; Cypriniformes; Cyprinidae. Gene Ontology annotation, molecular function: ribonucleoside-diphosphate reductase activity, thioredoxin disulfide as acceptor. Gene Ontology annotation, biological process: deoxyribonucleotide biosynthetic process.